CCUCUCUUGUUGACUCUCUCUGCCCUCUCCGCCUCUCUUGUCUUUCUGUCUCUGCCUCUCUGCAUUCAACACAAUCAAUCACUCGCUAUUAGCCUUAUCUACCCCCGGCCUGGACCCUGCCUGCACACCCAAUCCUAGUCAUGCUUCCGAACCGCGUCUGCGUCUCCCUCGCCGUCUUGGACUACUCCCCCGCCCAAUAUCUAUUUCAUCCCUCCCGUCCACGCGACUGGUCUUCUCAAUUUCCAUUUCUCCUCUCCUUUAACAUCUCUCCUUGAAAGUCGCCAUUUCGGUCGCGUCGCCGUCGCCAUGUCCGAAUACAUUGGCCAUAACAAGGACCACCAUGUCGACGAGACCAAGCUCUCACACGACCACUCGCCCCACCCCCAUAGCUCCGAUCUCGAGAAUGGCGACGUCAAGUCUGCUCCGCUGGCCCGCAGCCUCAAGGGACGACACAUGCAAAUGAUUGCCAUUGGCGGUGCUAUUGGCGCUGGUCUCUUCGUUGGUUCGGGAAGUGCUCUACAUUCCGGUGGGCCAGCAAGCUUGCUCCUUGGCUACAUCAUCACUGGAAUAAUGCUUCUGUUGACAGUCCAGGCCCUUGGGGAGAUGGCCGUCCUCUAUCCUGUCAACGGCGCUUUCUUCAACUACAUUGUCCGUUUCGUGGAUCCGUCGUGGGGCUUUGCCGUCGGCUGGGAUUACGCCCUCAACUGGCUUAUCAUCCUACCGUUUGAAAUCACCGCUGCCGGUCUCACAAUAAAGUACUGGGGUGAAUACAACAUCGGCAUCUGGAUCGCCGUCUUUUUGGCGAUCCUUACGGCCGUCCAGUUUUUUGGUGUGCGCGGAUACGGCGAGGUCGAAUUUGUCCUGGCCAUUAUCAAGAUUGCUGCUUGCGCUGGCUUCAUCAUCCUUGGCAUUAUCAUAAAUUGCGGUGGCGUCCCGGGUGACAACCGCGGUUACAUUGGUGCACGGUACUGGCAUGACGGUCGUGCCUUCCAAAACAGUUUCAAGGGCUUCUGCUCCGUCUUCGUCACUGCCGCUUUUGCCUUUUCCGGAACCGAAUUGACCGGUCUCGCCGCUGCCGAAGCUGCGAACCCGCGCAAGUCUCUCCCAAAGGCUUGUCGCCAGGUGUUUUGGCGCAUUGCCUUCUUCUACGUACUCAACAUCUUCAUCCUCGGCCUGAUUGUCGACUCGAACUCGGACUACCUCCUCAACUCGUCUGGUGCUGGCAACACACAGUUCUCCCCCUUCAUUGUCGCCAUCAAGGACGCUGGCAUCAAGGUCCUGCCAUCCAUCUUCAACGCCGUCAUCACCAUUGCCGUCAUCAGUGUGGCCAACUCUGCCACGUAUGGCUCCACCCGCACCAUCCAGGCCCUCGCCGUCAAGGGCAUGGCGCCCAAGCAGCUUGCCUAUGUCGACAAGAAGGGACGCCCGGUUCCCGUCAUUAUCCUUCAGCUCAUCUUCGGUCUCCUCGCUUUCGUGAACGAAGCUCCCGAAGUCGGCAACCAAUUCUUCAACUGGCUCCUCGCCCUAGCCGGCUUGUCCAACUUCUUCAUAUGGGGCUCCAUCUGCCUCGCACACAUCCGCUUCCGCAUGGCUUGGACCUACCAAGGCCGCACCCUGUCAGAGAUUCCCUACAAGGCCUAUUUUGGCAUUCCCGGCUCCGCCGUCGGCCUCUUCCUCAACUUCAUGUGCCUCGUCUUUCAAUUCUACGUCGCCCUGUUCCCGAUCGGCGGCGAUCCUCCGGACGCCGAGGCCUUCUUUGGUGCCUAUCUUGCCGCUCCCAUCACCCUCGCCCUCUUCGUCGGCUGGAAGGCCUACACCGUCUUCACGAAUAAUCUGUACCAUCGCCAGCAGACCUGGCGGCCGUACGUCUUGCUUUCAGAAAUGAAUCUUCACGAGGGCAUGCGUGAUAUUGCGCUCGACACCGACGACCAUGUUGUCGAAAAGGGCCAUCGCACUAUCGGUCAGAAGAUUCUCGGCGCGCCAAAGUCUCUUCUCCGCGCCUUUUUCUGAGAGCGCAGCGAAUGAAACGGACACAUGGCCCUCCCUUUUCAAGGCAUCCUUUUCGGACAAUUUUUUUUUGGUAUUUGGCAAUAGUUCUAUUAAGUUGCUUGAAGACGCGUUGUAUACCACGUGGGUUUUGCUUAGUGGCGUUCAAAUGUAUGUUAAGAGAUUCCUCCCUGCCCUCCCCCGUCGCCCGGCGCCGGUCUCGGAAACUAGAUAUAUGCAUGAACCAGACACUACACAACUGCUGCAAUACAACUUUGUCGUCUCAGGGAG
Pseudovirgaria hyperparasitica is the source of this 2277-nucleotide messenger RNA. RefSeq names its product AAT family amino acid transporter. Gene Ontology annotation, molecular function: amino acid transmembrane transporter activity. Bases 307 to 2010 code for a protein of 567 amino acids. Gene Ontology annotation, biological process: amino acid transmembrane transport. Gene Ontology annotation, cellular component: membrane. The record is from RefSeq and is a predicted model, not a curated record. The transcript has 5 exons. NCBI's taxonomy places the organism in Eukaryota, Fungi, Ascomycota, Dothideomycetes, Acrospermales, Acrospermaceae.